Danio rerio (zebrafish) is the source of this 3392-nucleotide messenger RNA. The record is from RefSeq and is a predicted model, not a curated record. NCBI's taxonomy places the organism in Eukaryota, Metazoa, Chordata, Actinopteri, Cypriniformes, Danionidae.
CAAAACAACACAGCCAGUCAACUUUGUCGGAUUUUAGUAACGUAGACCUUUAACAGUGAAAAGAUUAAACGAAUUAUUAGCAUAACUGAUAUUGUUGCAUAGCACUGUAGUGAAAAUGGUUUCGCUUUGUCGUAGUUUCGCAUUAGCGCGAUAAACGAAGGAGUGUUGUUUUGUUCGAUGUGUUUUUACAUUUACACGUACCGCUAAUGUUGUUUCUAUUGUCUUAGAAGUGUUGUUGCAUUAUCUGUGUAAUGUUACUAGUGAAACGUCGUGCUGGUACAUUUGUUUCGAGUUAGCAUUUUGGAUGUGACUCACGGCCUUGUCGGCCCAGACACGCGUUCAUGUAACAUUAGGCCAGGAAUGUGGUGUCGUCGAGCUCGGUUCAACUUUUGACUUUUAACAUGAUUUAAUUAAGGUCGUGGAAAACUACUAAAACUUGCAUGUUAGUUUGUUUCAUCCAACCACCACGUCUCUGGCAAACGCAUUCAGUGAUUUUAUUUGUAUCGACUUCCUGCAGUGUCGUACUGUAUUGUUUGUUUAAAAGGGGUUGAAAUGCAUUGUAGAAACGGUAACGUUACAUGUCCUCAAACGUUUUAAAUAGCACACACACUCUCCGAGGAGCAUGAAACGUUUUAACUUUUGUUACAUUUUCAAAGCACUGACACGUUAAGAUUGAUUGCUUGGAUUUGUUUGUAUGGACUUAAAAUUAUGUGAAGUAUUAUUGGUUAUUAAUUAUAAGAACUUCUUUGUGUUAUAAUUUUUUGUUUUAUUUUCAGAUACUACAACCUUAAGUCAAUAUUUCUUAUUUUUUCGCAAUUAUUUAUAUUUUUAUUGUUUUUUGUACGUGAGGCAUGUUGCAUUACCUUAACUGGAAGAUUAAUAUUUAAUGUCUUUUAUUUCACUUGAAGAUAGGUGAUAAAACUGAAAAAAUGGUGAGACCACAAUCAGGAUCUCCUCGUUCCAAACACAGGCCUUUCUCAGACAACUACAAUAGCAUGAAUCAUGAAGGGCGAUAUGGCCCCCCUUCAAGAAGCCAAAGAGGUUUCAGAGGGCCUCCUGGAAAAGCCCCUCCGAGUUGGAGAGUUCACAACAGUAGUGGAUCCCAGCCCUACCCCAAGAGGCCUUCCUCACUCAUGGGUGAACGCAGAGAGCGACCACACGGACAGUGGAUGCAGAACCAGGAUCACUUCCAUCCGUAUCCCAACUCGCAGGAUUCACAGAGAGGCCGAAGGAGGCCAUCACCACCCCGCUCAAGUCGCCCUCCCCCAGUACAGCACAGGCAAUCCCCUCAUACCUCUAUACAUGGACCGCCUAGCCACAGAGCACCAGUAUUCCAUGGAAACCACCCUAGACACACAUCUCCAUCUAGACACGGAUCUUUUCAUGGCCCUCCAUCAGAUCGACGGAUUCCUUCACCUCAUAAUUCCUUCAGGGGUCCACAGCGACGCCCAAGCCCUCAGGAUCAUGACAGGAGCUGGGGUCCCACUCCCCGGGAGAGGCCUUUUGGCCGACCAGCACUUGGUGGGCACCACUGGAAUGGCCCAGGAGGUUACCCUCAUCCCCACAGUGGGGAUUCGAGGUUCCCUGGCCCACCCCACAGAAAGCCCAGAGAAUUUCAUGGAAGGAGUUCAUAUCCAGAGAGGUGGUCUGCAGAGAGAGAUCAACGUGCACCGCAUGGAGACCUUAGAAGGGAUGUUCGGCGCCCCAGCAUGGAAUUUGCACACAGAGGAGGAGGCAGUCCACACUCUCGGCCCCCUUACAGAUCACCAGCACGAAGACCUGGCCCACCCCCACCUGGCUCGUCGAUCAGACCUUAUCCGCUUAUGCGACUACAAGACAGGCAGAUUGGACGACCAAUGAAGAGGAGGAAUCAAGAUUUCAGACGGCCGCCUCCACUUAGCAGUUUGGAGCAUGGGCCGCCAAAGCGUUUCCGCAGGGAACUGUCUGUGAGACCUCUUCCUCUUCGGGGCUUCAGAGGUCGUGGUUUGACCCUUGUUGAUAAGAGUCGACUGCUUAAGGCACGAAGGUUCAGAGCAGAGUCGGUGACGCAGUUCAAACUCCCACCACCAAGGCCAAGAUUAUCAGACAGAGUCCAGAAACCCAAGCCUCAGACAACACCAAAAAAUGGCAAAGAUUCUUCAGGAGUGCCACUACGCAAGAUGCCACUCAAAAAGAUGCCAUCUUCUAGAGAGUCAUCCCCCAACACCGACUCCAAGACUGCAGUUGCUGAGAGGGACUCUGAAUCAAAGGUGGAAUCCCGUCGCUCUGAGAGCGCACACAGCUCCUCACCGAUAGACAGGCGACUUUCACGUGACCUUGUUGUGGUUUCCCAUUGGGAGGCAGGCCACAAGCCCAGUACUAGUCCCAGGAACAGUGCACCUUGGAGGAAUAAGGCAUCCAGGAGCAAGUCUGAGGAAUCAGAAUCUCGUGGAAAUUUGACGUUGAAUGAACGUUUCACCAAGCUGCAAAGUCCUCCUAGCUCCUCACAGGAACAGAAAGAAAGAAGGUCUUCUGGAAGUCCACCAAAAACCCGGAAGCCGGUUGCAUUUCAGAGGCCUGGUUUCCGCCCAGCUGUUGGAGUGAAGAGGCCGUCGGCACCUGAUGGAGUUAUCAGGAAACCUUUGAUGAGUACUUUGAUUCCAAGACCAACCUUCAACCAGAAGUCCGUCUUCAAAAAGAGUCAGAGUAUCAUGUCAAAAUACAAGAACUUGCAGACACUGCGGCAUAAAGUGCCCCAUCAGCGUCAAGCCACUAGCUAUCGCCGGUGGUGAUCCAGAACGAUUUCAUUAGGUGAGGCGAGUGUCCAGAGUUGAGCGUCUCUCCAGAGCUGCCCAUCUUCCUCACCUGACAUUUUUGCUGUAUGAUAGUUUGAGCUAAUCUCUGUAAAAACCACAAAGAUCACCAAAGUAUUUUCGUUUCUUCUGUAGCAAUGUUUUUUGUUUUGUUGGCGUGCUAUAGAGGUCAAUUGAAUCGUCUCGACUUGUGCAUUAGUCUUAUCAGAGUUUGGAAAAACAGAGACUAGUUGCUUUUUCUUUUGUAAUUUAAAUUUAACCUGUACAAAUAUAUGUACUUUUUGCCAUAAUUUUGUGAAAAUAUUAUUUUUUAGCUUUGGUUAGAAUAGUGUUUUUUUCACAUGUAGUCGUAGCUCAAACAUCAGUGUCUAAAUAGCUGCUUUUUGAAAGUGACUGUUAAAAGACGCGUAUCAUGCGACCUGAUCCCUGCUGAAUGAUGUACAAAGACUAGCUUUCAUUUGAUGAAGAGUUUUGAGAGUUUUUGUUGAGCUCCAUGUGCUGAUAAAUGACGUCCCUGAAGAGUUUUGUUUGUGCAGCUCAUAAAACACCUGUACAUUCUUUGUAAUCAGAUACUUUGAAUAAAACUGGAGUUGUCAGAUA